Molecule: messenger RNA, 252 nt
Organism: Dovyalis caffra
Lineage: Eukaryota; Viridiplantae; Streptophyta; Magnoliopsida; Malpighiales; Salicaceae
Source: the annotation of a GenBank genome assembly
AUGGCUUCUUUGUCUUUUUUCAACGCCAUGGUAACUUUGGCUCUCUUAAUUAUGCUUUUCAUGGGGAGCUCCAAUGCUCAACUUUCCACAGAUUUCUACUCUAAAUCUUGCCCACAUCUCUUUUCAACGGUUCAAACUGUUGUUCAAUCUGCCAUAAACAAAGAGACACGAAUGGGUGCAUCAAUUGUUCGUCUAUUCUUCCACGACUGUUUUGUUAAUGUAAUUUCUCUUGCCACUGAUUCCUCAUUCGAA